AGUUCACGGACCCCUCUCUGCUAAGGAGUUGCUUUUAACUACCUAAGAUGAGGAUCCGUCUGGCGAGAAGAUGGACGUGGGUCCGCAAAAGCUGCGUGUUUCUCGGCUUCUUAAUGAUCGCUUACUUUGUGGUCGAGCUAUCGGUUUCUUCCUUCGGUGCCUCCCUCGCCGGCAAGAGCAUCACUAAAGGGAAAUGGGAGAGGCGCUUUUCUGACAGAGCAGAAGCAGCUGUCGAUUUGGCUCGUCCAGUUUAUGACAAACCCCCACCCGAUCCUUAUGCUCCAGGAGAAUGGGGUAAGCCCUUUCGCCCACAGCUGAGUCCUGAGGAAAAGAAGCAGGAAGAAGAGCUGAUUGAGAAGUAUGCAAUAAAUAUUUAUUUAAGUGAUAAAAUUUCUCUCCACCGGCACAUUGAAGAUAACCGACUGAGUGGUUGUAAAUCUAAAUCUUACAACUACAGAAGACUGCCCACGACAUCUGUUAUAAUUGCUUUCUACAAUGAAGCCUGGUCAACGCUACUGCGGACGAUACAUAGUGUGCUUGAAACAUCACCUUCAGUGCUUCUGAAAGAAAUUAUACUGGUGGAUGAUCUGAGUGAUAAAGUGUAUUUGAAGGCUGAACUCGAAAAAUACAUAAGCAGUCUGAAAAGAGUUCGCUUGAUAAGAACCAACAAACGAGAAGGAUUGGUUCGUGCACGCUUGAUUGGCGCUACCUUUGCUACUGGUGAUGUUCUCACAUUCCUGGAUUGUCACUGUGAAUGUGUUUCCGGCUGGCUGGAACCACUGCUCGAGAGGAUUGCUGAGAAUGAGACUGUUAUUGUUUGUCCUGUCAUUGACACCAUUGACUGGAAAACAUUUGAAUAUUACAUGCAAACGGCAGAGCCCAUGAUUGGGGGGUUUGACUGGCGGCUGACGUUCCAGUGGCACUCGGUGCCUAAUCACGAACGUCUCAGGCGCAAAUCUGAAACCGACCCAAUCAGAUCCCCAACUAUGGCUGGUGGCUUGUUUGCUGUCAGCAAAAAGUAUUUUGAGUACCUGGGAACCUAUGAUACAGGAAUGGAUGUUUGGGGAGGGGAGAACUUAGAAUUAUCAUUUAGGGUUUGGCAGUGUGGAGGCAUGUUGGAAAUUCACCCAUGCUCCCAUGUGGGCCAUGUGUUUCCAAAGCGUGCACCCUAUGCUAGACCAAAUUUCCUUCAGAACACGGCACGUGCUGCUGAGGUGUGGAUGGAUGAGUUCAAAGAUCACUUUUAUAACAGAAAUCCUUCAGCAAGGAAGGAAAACUAUGGAGACAUUUCUGAAAGAAAGAUUCUUAGAGAGCGUUUGAAAUGCAAGAGUUUUCACUGGUAUUUAAAAAACAUAUUUGCUGAGUUGCACGUACCAGAAGAUCGUCCUGGCUGGCAUGGUGCUAUCCGCAGCACAGGAAUACCUUCGGAGUGCCUUGACUAUGUCUUACAGGAACAUAAUCCUACCGGCUCUCACCUUUCUCUCUUUGGUUGUCAUGGUCAGGGAGGCAACCAAUUUUUUGAGUAUACAUCAAAUCAGGAGAUUAGAUUUAACUCUGUAACUGAGUUAUGCGCUGAAGUCCCUGAGCGUGAAGACUUCAUAGGUAUGAGGAGCUGCCCAAAAGAUGGAUCUCCUAUCCCAGAAAUUAUUAUCUGGCACUUCAAAGAAGAUGGGACUAUUUAUCAUCCUCAUUCAGGGAAGUGCAUUACUGCUUAUCGUACGACUGAGGGGCAUGCUGAUGUGCAAAUGAGAACUUGUAAUGCUGGAGAUAAGAAUCAAAUUUGGAAAUUUGAGAAAUAAUCACUGCUGGUUGUCUAAGUCAAAUGGACUCUCAUCUCCAAGCCUUUUACACGUGUGAGCAGAUAGCAAUGUUUGAUUGAAUACCUUGGAAUGUUUUCAGUUGUGUUAUAGUGGUGUAGAAACUGUUUACUGUGAUGAACUGUAUGGAAAGCAAAAGUAAAUAGUGCUGUUUGGUUUCUAAAACAUGGAUUAGAGGAUCUAAUGCCGUUUAUUUUUGUAAAAUUUGGAUCCAUUAUUACUUUGCUCAGUCUUGAUUAUGGUAAAACAAAGGCUUCUGAGUGGACUGAGGAGGGAUUUUUUUCAUCUUAAAAUUAUGCAAUAAAUCCUGCAAGAUAAUGCUACAUAUAAACAAAAAAAUUUUACUUACAGAAGUAAAAGUUAAGGUUCUUGCAGUGGUAUUCGCUGACCUAUGUUGCAGAUACAUUAUAAAAUAUGUAUCUUAACACCGCUAGUAAUGCUACAGUAGCAUGUUAUUGAAUGGAUAUUGAUGUGGAAAGUCGAAUCUAAGCCUUGUAACAGUCUGCAUUCUUCUGGUAAGGUACAUGCUGUUAAGGGUACUAUAUUAUAUAGAAGGACAGGAAGUUUAUUUAUUAGAAGGGCUUUGGCACUGCUUUGCAGUCUUGUACCAAUUGUAAAAAUUUUACCCCGUGGGGCUUAGUCAGGAGCUCUCAUGCAUUUAGAGGAGAGUGUAGUAGCAGUGGAACCAAAGACAUGCAGGUGAUAUCAAAAAUGGAAGAAAUAGGGAUGUCUACAAGUGAGAAUUUUGUUUAAAGGUAACGGAGGAGGAAAGAAACCACAAAAUUGCCUUAGCUACUGCUGUUAAUUAGCUAUAUAUUUAAUAUAUACAUUGCCUCUGUGUAAGCUUUUCCAUGUUCAGCCCCACAUCCUAGGGACACAAAAGUUAUGUAAUUUAGACCAUGUUUGAGUUUUUUGUUGUUUGUUUUUUGUUUUUUUAUUCAUUUGGUCUGUCAGCAA
Messenger RNA from Sturnus vulgaris (Common starling), 2774 nucleotides. It is a transcript of the gene GALNT4, whose product is annotated as polypeptide N-acetylgalactosaminyltransferase 4. The record is from RefSeq and is a predicted model, not a curated record. Gene Ontology annotation, cellular component: Golgi apparatus. Gene Ontology annotation, molecular function: polypeptide N-acetylgalactosaminyltransferase activity. Gene Ontology annotation, biological process: protein O-linked glycosylation. NCBI's taxonomy places the organism in Eukaryota, Metazoa, Chordata, Aves, Passeriformes, Sturnidae.